UGUUUUAAAGAGACAGGAGACUUUUCUGGGCGAGGGCUUUCGGGCUGGCACCAGAAAACAGCCGAGGACAAGGCCUGCCUACUGAGCUGGCGACGGGACGGAAGAAAGAGCGGACACAGGCAGAUCCGCUGUCGAGUCCGUACUCGGUGCUCCUUCUUCAUCGACCAGAAACUUGUCUGCCUGGUAGAGUCUUAAGGUAGUUUGUCAUCGACGUGGUUGGGUCUGCGAUCAGUCUGGGCUGAUCAAACUCUUUCUGCAGAUCUGCUGAGAAUGUUGGCCUGCUAACAGCCUGUCUUUGCCAUUCUUCUUCACAUAUCUUACCUAGAGAGGGGUGAUGACCUCUUGGUGACCCUGGCCUGGUUCGGUUUCAGAACAGUGGACAGGCUGAGGGGAGGGGCAGAGAGACCUCCACUCCAUGCAGAUUGCAGACGCUCUCAGCUUCUCUGCAGAAGGUUUCCCCACCACCCCACUGCCAGGGUCUGAGUGAAGAGGAAGAGAAGAGUGUUGCAGAGAGGGCAGUGAGUCUGGAAUGCCUUGCUCAAGAUGCAGCCGCUGAGCAACCAGCCUGUCGCAGGAGCCCAGGAAGGACAUGAUUGGCCACUGGCCUUGUCUGGGCGGAGUUUCAGGAAAAACAUCACCCAUUCAUUGGUUCAUUCUGCAAGAGUUCUUCCAUUUCACUGACACUCUGCCCCUUGGCCUUUGCUCUCUGCCUGAGUGGGAAUGCUGUUGUCGGAUCAGAGGGGCAGUGUUGGAGAUGCCCAAACUCAGGUUCUAGGGUCGGGGUCAAAGGGCAGGAGUCAACAGCGUGAGGUUAGCAGGUGGAUGCGGGUGACUGUAGAUGUAGCUGAGCAAGACCAGUCACGCAUGUUUUGCGAUGCGAUGCAAGGCAAGUCUUAGAUAAGACUUCUGGGAUCUAAAGUCAGCUCGAGAACCUCUUUUCCACCGUUGGCGUCUUUAUCUAAGGAAAACCUUUUCUAGAACUUUUAGUUUGUUUUUAGUUUGUUUCAGUACUGCACAGCUUCUUUUCAACACAAUCAGUUGGCGAGUGAUUUCUCACCAUGCGUCACAUCCACGUGGAGCUAGUGCGGAAGGACGCAGCCCAGACCCAGACAAACCCCGACGCUGGGCUGCAGCGUGUCGGCUCCAGGCCCUUCAGCCAGGAGGAGCUGAGAGUUCAUAAGGCCUACCAGCUGGCCAUCCUGUCUCGCCGAGGGGGUGCGGCUGAGGGCCGCGGGCCACAGAGAGCAGCCGUGAAACGUGGCCCGGACGACACGCUGAGCCCCGUUGCCCUGAAGCGCCCCCUACAGGACGACGAGGAUGAAGAUGAGGAUGAGGAGGAGGAGGAUGAGGAGGAGCAGCAGCAACAGCGGGGUAGGGGCGAUGAAGAUUGCAGGUCUGGGACAGAUCUGCCAUCCUCCUGUUUGCCGGCGGAGCACAGAGACCCGGAGGUGCUCCGGUCCCCGCCCCGGUCUCCGCCUCUCUCGCCCACCCACUCCACAGGACCCGGCGGUCCGGCGGGCCGGGCCCCCGCGCCCCGGCGUAGACCCGCCCAGCAUGGCCACGACCACCCCAUCCUUGAUGCCUUUGCCCCGCUCUCCCCAAAAUCACCUCCUAUGGUAGACCCCCAGGCCCCCCACUCUCCCUGGGGCAGGUGCGAAGGCAGCCCUCCCGCCUCCCAGACCGGGGCCUCUGUGGUCGGGGAUGAACCCCCCUGUUCUGGGGCGGGGAAAAGGGAUGAGCACGGGGGGGGUAUGGGCAUCUCUGUGGAGGUAGUGGGCACCUCCUGCACAGCGGAGCCCCUGGAGCACCUACACCUCCUGUGCCCUCCGCUCACCCCAGACGAGGCGGCGGAGUUGGGGGCGGGCCUCGAGACAUCCCCACCCCCUCCGGACAGGAAGAGCCAGACCCCCGGUGCCUCCUGGUCCUGUGGGCUAAGCGCAUUGGAGAAGAGCCUGUUGGAGGGGCGUGGCAUGGCCUCAACCCUGCCCACACCCUGCGCGGUCAGGAAGAAGCUUCUGACGUCCAGCGAGGCCGGGGAGUCGUGCUCUGAGGACGAGGGCCCAUCCACGUCCAAGCGCAGCCGACUGGCCCUGCUCACGCCCGGCCUGGGGCUGGCCGCCGGCCGUAGCACCGACUCCAAGGCUGCCCCCUACUGGACGCACCUGCUGCCUGCAGCACGAGAGCAGGGCAAGAGCUCCGUGGAAGGCUCUCGAUCAUCCAGGAGACUGAAGAGCGACUCUCGUCUGAAAUCACGUCAGCUUCGCAGUGGCCGACGGACUCACGUCAGCACUUCCAAUCUCCGGUCGUCCUUGGCCUCCAUCAGCAGAGCACUGCUGGGCAAUUUUGAGGAGUCGAUACUGAAGGGGCGUUUCUCCCCGUCUGGGAGGAUUGAGGGCUUCACAGCAGAGAUCGGUGCCAGCGGCUCCUACUGCCCCCAGCACGCCACCUUACCUGUGCAGGUGACCUACUACGACACGGCUGAGCACAGCGCGCCCUCGCCCUUCCUGGGUGUGAUCUCCCUGGACCCCCUGGGAAAGAAAGGAUACAAUGUACCCAAAGCAGGGACCAUUCAAGUGACCUUAUUCAACCCCAAUAAGACUGUGGUGAAGAUGUUCCUGGUGACGUAUAAUUUCGGGGACAUGCCUGUCAAUCACAUGACCUUUCUACGCCAUCGAAUCUUCCUGGUGCCUGUGGAGGAAGUGGAGGGAUUGGGGGAGGGGCCAGGGAGCCCCACCCCUGACAGGAAAAAGAUUCUAUGCUACCUGAUGCACCUUAGAUUCCAGAGUUCCAAGUCUGGAAAGAUCUACCUGCACAGUGAGAUUCGCCUGCUCUUCUCUCGCAGGUCCAUCGAGGUGGACACAGGGAUCCCUUAUGAGUUGAAAUCUUUCACCGAGGUGCCAAGAAACCCCAAAUACUCACCACGAGUGUGAGUCUGGGACCCCCCCCCCUCCCCACCACACACAGCGCAAAUGUGUGGUGCAGAGAGGCCUGAUCGAAGCCAGACUUUAGGAGAACACAAUCCCACACACUCAAAAGAUCGAUCUCGCACACAGAGCACACAGCACACCCAAUCACACGCAGACGGACUCUCUAAAAGGAGGGUAGAAGAUGCAUGCCUUUUAAAGCAACUUUUCCUCUAGUGCCAUUACACGAGUUGUCCUUUACUCUGCCACACACGCAUGCCGCACACCGUCCGCCGGGCCCACUGGCCCAGUCAUUCAAUCAGGAGCGGCAAUAGACCCUUCUCGACAGUAGCAGACUGUUUGGACGCAUAGAAGCGUGGCGCUCAUGUCUGGAUGCCUUCCGUGAGGACUCUCCCGGGAUUGGCCACCGGUGCGUCGUCGCUGGGCCCUCCGGCAACAGCAGGGAUGAGUGUUCCGGAAAGAAAGCAACCAGCCGGACUGGAGACGCGGAUAGAGACGCUCCACCCGCCGUUGUCACCGUGCCAACGGCAGUAUGGGUCUCAGCAGAGAAAGGGAAGGAUACCAACGUUCUGACCACUUCUGUUCUCGGCAGGCUGUCCAGGGAGCAGCAGUGUGGAGAUGUGUUGCAGCCCUACUUACUGGCCAGCCUUUAGUACUGCAACCACGAUGACUUUGGCGUAGUAAAAGUAUUUGUUGGGAAGAUGCGUUUGCCACGGUGGGCUCUACGCACGGCCAGACGCACUGCUCUGGCUUUUCCUCCCAAGUGCUUUAAGUAGUCGGUUAGUUCCGGGCUUCACUUCACACUCCGCUUCCUGCUGCUGCUCUCCGUACCAAAGUAAGAGUACCCCACAGCCCGCUGCUCUCUGUAUCAAACGUGGGCACUCGCAAAGCGGAGGUCAGCUGCCCCCGACUCCAGGCUACCUAACACCGAACCAGCUAGCUCGCUAACCCCACCGGUCCCAGCUUCUGUAGUGUUGCCUCCCCUACAGGACACGAGCGGUAGCGUUUAAUUUAUGUUCGCAGAUGUCUUAAAAAAUAAAAAUAAAAAAUAAAAAUGGGCAAAAAGAACAGGGAAAAAAAAGCAAUAUGCUGCACAGCUGGAGGGAUGAUGUGAGGAGCAGGAAUUUUGAAAGGGAGGGUGGGAGGUUUUUGGGGUAUUUAAAAUAAGAAAAUGUGUGUGUGUGUAUAUAGAUAUAUAUAAAUAUAUAUAUUUUAAAGACAAAUAAACUCUGCGACUUGCGGGUGCAAUUUGAUGUCUGCUGUCUAAUUCGUGCUUGUAAGAGUUUUAGGUGAUGACACAUUUUCCGCUGGCAGGAGCUCCAGGUAUUCAAAGUCUUGAGAGUCGCACAUGCGACGCAGUGAGGUUUUCUCUCUCUCUCUCUGUGUGUGUGUACGUGUACUGAAUGGGUAGCUUCCCAGUCGGACUGUGUGUGCGCUAGCUGAGCCCAGUAUAAAGGUCUCACUGCUUUCUAAGUAAGCCUGCUUCUCUUUAUGCAUUAUCCAGUACUGAUGAGGAGUUAAAAAUGUGUCCCAUGGGGACUGUUAAAUAAUGCAGUUUGCUGGGUCUACACACACACACACACACAGGUCCUGCUCUGGUGCUCAUCUGUCCGUUAGAAGCAGGCGGUGGAGGGCAACACCCCGCAUUGAAUGGCUCGAGCUUUCCCCGUGACAGCCGUGUUGUGUCGACGCACUCGGGGCCAGGGCCGUCCCCAUAAGCCCUGACAGGCACACGAUGUAUAAUCCACACACGCGAAGGCAGGAAGUGACCUGAAUACAGGAGAUGCAUACUGACUCACCCAGUUAACAGCAAAUAUCAUUUAGCUCAUAUAACUUGUUAAAUUGCACUGUAAUAAGUGGUUGUUUCUUGGUGUGUGAAGCACAUUUUUAAACAAUUUUUUUCACUGCACACAUGCACUUUCUGUUCCAGGGGGAAUGUGAUGUAUAUUCUGGUUUGGUUUCUUCUUCGGUAGGGAGCAGAGAGGAAAAUGAGCACUGUGUGUAGUAUUGCUCCUGAGCUCUGCCUCUUGUACAUUACAGCUGGAAAGUAAAUGCCAUUAAAACCUGCAGCCAGGGAGCCAAUUUCACUCUUGCUCCUCAGGACAGCUGCUGGCCACGGUUCUGUCAGACUGACCUGAAAACAGCUCAUUUCAUUUCCCCUGAGCUUGUAUAAGGCCGGGGAGCAGCAUGAAGCACCAGUUUUUCUAGUCUGUCCACAUUUACCUCGACGCAUCUCUGGGCGCUCCGGGGCGCCCCCUCGUGGUUGUCUUGCAACAUUACGGUGCAGAUAACCACAAAGAGAGAUUAUGCAAUCUCAUGCUGUGAGCCGCCUAGGGCACUAGGAGUAAACAAAAUGGCUACGGACGAUAUCAUCCAUCCAUCCAUUCCUCUAUCCGUCUUCUCUCAGUCCUUCUACCCCUUUAGCAGUUCAUUCAGUGAGUGGGGGGAGUUUGCCCCCCCUGUGUACUCAAUGACCUCUGAGAGCGCUACUUCUGAGUAAUCAGAGCGAUCCCAAGUAAUUUCAUAAUAAUUAUGUAUAAAUAAAUUAAAAGGAGUGCU
Messenger RNA from Electrophorus electricus (electric eel), 5483 nucleotides. It is a transcript of the gene atosb, whose product is annotated as atos homolog b. Lineage: Eukaryota; Metazoa; Chordata; Actinopteri; Gymnotiformes; Gymnotidae. The record is from RefSeq and is a predicted model, not a curated record.